CCGCGCAAAAUCGCCAAAAUCACUCGCAAGUCGACGCGAAUCGGACCGUUUUUUUCCUUCACACGCGUGUUCCGCGAAAAAAAAAACCCCGUCGAAAUCUCUGCCGAACCAUGGAACGCUUCGCUUACCCGCAGAUUCGUGCCAAUUUCUGCCAGCCGGACCUUCCGUCGGAACUGCUGGCGCACAUUUUUCGUUACCUGUCCGGGAACGCGCUGUGCCAAGUGCGGCUCGUUUGUCUGCACUGGCGGUUUGUCGUGAGCGCCUACCGGGCCUUGGCGGACCGACUCGCGCUCCGGCUGAUACGAGACGAUGCCAAGGACAGCCACUGGAUGGGCCAGAACUUCCAGCCCCCACCGCUGGUUCCUGUUUCGUCGUUUGCGUUCGUCAACUGGGGCAUCGAGGGCGUCGACUGGUGGUGGCCGGAUUUCGGCCGGAAGUUGACGGUGCUUUCGAUGGCGUGGUGCACCGUUCGGUUCGAGGUGUUCGUGGCGAUGCUGCGGGCGACGCCGAAUUUGAAGUGUUUGGAACUGGACGUUGUGUUGUUCGAGGGGAGCUGGCCCGUGGCGCAGGACUUCCGGCUGGAGCACAUGGAGCAGCUUUGGUUAAAACGAGUGUACUGUGAAGUGUUUAACGUUGACGACGUUGUCGAGGUGCUGACGGUGAUGUGCCCUCGGGUGAAGGACUUUGCGAUGCGGGUGCCGGCCGGGUUAGAGGUUCUUCAAAAAGUUAUGCGACGAUUUGAAACUACGCUGGAAAAGUUUCAGGUGAAGGUGAAGCGGGACGAGGACGAUCCAAUGGGCUACCUCGUUGCGGAACGCCCUGCGGAGAAUUUGGUGGCGGACAUGUGCGAGCUUAAGGGACUGCACUUGAAGCGGGUCUCGUUGGACGCGUCCGAGCCGUUCGACGAAGAGGACUGGACGCGGCUGAUCCAGGCUCAGCCCGGUAUCGAGGAGUUGGUAUUGUUCGUGGAUCUUUCGUGGGUUUUGGGACGGAUUGCCGAGCUCGCGCCAAAGCUCCGAGUGUUGGUGCUCCAUCCAACGUGUAUUAUGAACUUGCACUGUCUCAACUGUUUCCAGCAGCUCGAGUUUCUGGAGGUACACGGGUACAACUUGGGCAGCAGUCCGAUCCGCGAUGGUUUGUUUCACCCGCGGCUCAAGAAGCUGCACUUGCGGUCCGUUCAUCUCGAACGCUUCAUCAGUAUCUGCAGCAAUGUACGCUCCUCGAGCACAUCCAGCUCGAAGACUGUCGCUUUGGGAAUCGGGUCAUCGCCUCAACGACGUUCCCCAACCUGCGAACACUCGCCCUGAACAAUUGCAACGUCGAUCAACAGGUCCUGCUGUUCCUCUUCAACGGCUGCCCACGGCUUGAGCAGGUGCGCCUGUCCCGCAUGGCCCACGUCGACAA
Molecule: messenger RNA, 1404 nt
Organism: Culex quinquefasciatus (southern house mosquito)
Lineage: Eukaryota; Metazoa; Arthropoda; Insecta; Diptera; Culicidae
Exons: 2
Coding region: 111-1307 (398 amino acids)
Molecular function (GO): protein binding
Source: RefSeq, a predicted model, not a curated record